AGUCGGUAUACGUCUACUGUAGCGUCGAGACGUUAUCUAACUACGCGACGCCUGUUCUGCGCAUUCACGUUCUUCUAACACCUGUCAGUCUAAUAAACAGACUCGCAUGUCGCUUGAUGAAAUUUUAUCAUUUUUUUUCUUGUGAGCUUCAACGGCCGGAACUUCCCUUUUCUAGUUAUUUGUAGUUAUACUGGAAUUGCUUAACAGGAAUCACAAAAUAAGCUGGUCUUUCCUGAUUCAAUCAAAGACCUCAAAUCAACGAAAGCAUCUAAAAGGUGUGAGUUCAGUAGAAGCAGUUAAGAAUAUGGAAGAAUUUCUUCAAUGGAACAUGGUUGUAAACUUGUCUCCAUAAAAAAACAUUUGAAAUAUUAACUGAUUAUCUCAUCAAAGUGACAGUGAUAAUAACACGCCAAAUGGUCCUAACUAAUUAGAACUAGUCGUCGUCCUUUCCUUAAGCAAAGUAACUAAGUUAUCGAUCAAACAUUAGAAAAUGCAGCACCAUCCCGGGUCUUGGUACCUCCCAUGGGGGGUCCCCCUUCAGAAAAUGGUCGCUGUACCCAUUCCAGCGGCGGCCGCUGCGCCGUUGCACAUGCAAACUCCUACCGUACAUCAUCUACAAGCAAUGCUUGGAGGACUUCCUACACCCUUAGCAACUUUAAGAACGUUUAUGACUCAACCGGCGCAACAACAAACUAGAAAGAUAGGCGGCUGUGGUGGAAGUGAAAGAGAAAAAGGUAAAUUGGCGGGAAACGACAAACGUAAAGCGGACGAUGGCGAAUCAAACAAAGAUAUUAAGAAGGCUAAAUUGGAAACAAAAGCUUUGAAAGCUAAACGUCCCGGCUUUACAGAUGAUCGCUACAAUGAAACAUCAUAUUACAUUGAAAAUGGUUUACGAAAAGUAUAUCCUUACUAUUUCACAUUCACAACAUUUACAAAAGGGCGUUGGGUGGGUGAAAAAAUUCUAGACAUAUUUGCUAGAGAAUUCCGAGCCCACCCUGCUGAAGAAUAUGAACGCUGCAUACAAGCAGGAACAUUAACAGUUAAUUAUGAAAAAGUUCCCACCGAUUAUAAAUUAAAACAUAACGAUCUUCUCGCCAACGUUGUACAUAGACAUGAAGUUCCCGUCACUAGCCAACCGAUCACCAUUGUGCACAUGGACGAAGACAUUGUUGUGGUCAACAAACCUGCCUCUAUACCUGUGCAUCCAUGUGGAAGGUAUAGACACAACACCGUAGUAUUUAUUUUAGCAAAAGAAUACAAUUUGAAAAAUCUACGGACCAUACACAGGUUAGACAGAUUAACCAGCGGCCUUUUACUCUUCGGUAGAACACCGAAAAAAGCGAGACAAAUGGAACAUCAGAUCAGAAAUAGACUGGUUUCCAAGGAAUACGUGUGUAGAGUGGAAGGACAUUUCCCAGAUGAGAUCAUAGAAUGUAAUCAACCCAUAGAGGUAGUAAGUUAUAAAAUCGGUGUAUGCAAAGUAUCACCUAAAGGAAAAGAUUGCAUAACCGUAUUCCAAAAAUUAGGAUAUAAUGGAAAAACUAGUAUCAUCUUAUGUAAACCAAAAACUGGUAGAAUGCAUCAAAUCAGAGUACAUCUUCAAUACUUAGGUCAUCCUGUGGUGAAUGAUCCUUUGUACAAUCACGAAGUAUUUGGUCCAUUAAAGGGAAAAGGCGGCGAUCUCGGGGGUAAAACGGACGAAGAGCUCGUUCAAGAUCUUAUCCACAUCCACAACGCCGAAAAUUGGUUAGGAAUGGACGGCGAUAGUGAAUUGUCGAUGUUUAAUAGUAGAAAAUCAGAUUUAGAUGAAUCUUUAGUUGGACCAAUUGUGCCUAAAGGACGUGUUUUGGGUGAUGAUGACACAGAUUCUGCAUCUCGCGAAACAUCUCCAUGUGAUGAAUCUUGUGAAAAUGCUUCGUCUAUAUCUCAAGACACUUCGUCACUAACACCAGUGGACUCUAAUAGUGCUAGUAGUAACGUUGAUAUUAAAGUGACAGUAGCAACACAAACUGGCCAAGAGUCACCUGAUUUGGCUUUUAAUCCAGAUAAAAUGACAGUUGACAGACACUGCUAUGAGUGUAAAGUGCGAUACAGGGAUCCUAAACCACAAGAUUUGGUUAUGUAUUUACAUGCGUGGAAGUAUAAGGGUCCAGGCUGGGAGUAUGUUACAGAACUUCCAGAUUGGGCACAAAUCAAUUGGAUAGAACCAAGUACAUCAGAGUGAUGAUUACUGUCUAAACUCUACAUUCUACCAUAAAAUAAUCUUCAUACCUUCAUUUAUACAGGCUGUAAAAAUUAAAAAAGAUAUCCAAAAACGUGGCAGGGUCCAAAUUAUUAAAAACAGGUCGGAUUGAAGCUGAGGAAUUUUUUUAAAUAAUGUUUCUGUAUUUCAGUGCUUGUUGAAAAAUUAAAUUUUUUCUAUUUGGUAUUUCAGUAGUGUAGAUAAAUCUCAUAAUUUUUAAAGUCGCUAGCAUCGAAAUUAUUUUUCAUAUCUUAUAUUGGUUAAGAAGUAAUGAAGAAAUAUGUAUUUUUAUAAUCAAAAGCACCUGUAAUCAUAUCAAAAUAAUAACCUACUUUUAAUUACUAAACUAAUGUAGGUAAAUAAUUUUUUAAAGUACUGAAAUACAAACGUGCCUUUAUUAUUCAAAGUAACAGUUAAUUUGCAGGUUCUUUUCUCUAUAAAAUAGAGAUAUAUAUUGAUGUGCUCUUCAUAUCAACAUGUUAUGGACCCUUGCUUGUAUUUCUUUUAUUUUAUAGAAAUAUUACAUAGAGGCAUGUGCAGUUUAAGUAGCCGGAUAACUGAGAUAUAAUGUGUUCAUUUCAUCAAAUUUCUCCAUUUUAUUCCUAACUUUGGUUCUUUAUAACUAACCGUAAUUUUUCAUUAUUAUAGGAUUUUAUUCUUAUCGAGCAAUAAUCUACAUUUUUUUUAUUCUGGUCCUGUCCGAAUAUAAAAACAAGAUAUUAUAUCGAAGCUUGUAUUUAAGUUACAUCCAGAUAUAACUAAUUGUAAUAUUCUAAGAAUUUCCUCAAUCACUUAUUAUCAAUUCAGCCAAUGUCAUUUUGGCUUUUAUAUAAAAUAAAAUUGAUAUGAAAUACGUUAAUAUAGGCUGUAACUAUUAACAAAACUAUCCUAAAAACGUAUUCUCCCUGAGAAGAACCUUCCUGACUACCUAAGUUAGCUCCACUACAUGUAAUAUCUAAUAUACUGUCAUUUGCUGAAAUUAAUCUAUCGGUUUUCAAUCUUGUUUUCAGUAUAAUGCCAUUCAUCAAAUGUUAUCACAGAUGUUCUUAUUUUGUAAAACCAUAAUUGGUUUACAAACCUAUCAUUAAGAAUUGUACAGAGCUGUCCUUAAAAUAACAAUAUUUUCAGUAAAAUACUAACAUGAUCUUGUUGCUUCAAAGUUUUAUUGGUAAGUUAAAAACUAGAUUGAAGGUUAAGUAACACUUUUUGAUAAAAAUUACUAAUAGAGAUAAAAAUCUUUUGGAGACAAAGUUGUUGGAACCAUUUUUCGCUUCCUUGCUUUUGUUGCCAUAAUAUAGUACAAUACAAUGAAUACUUUUAAAACAGUAAAAUCAUACUGCAGAAUAACUUUUCAACUUCAUAGCUAUAACAAUUUCUUGUAAAAUUCUAACUUACCGAAUUUUUCCUGUGUCAUCUUCAUUUGAUACAUAUACUACAAUUAUUCUAAACCGCUAACAUCACAUUCAUCUUGCUCAGAAUCACUGUCCCUUCAAUAUCCUGGUGGUAAUAUAAAAAACUACUGUUAACAUACCUUACUCUUCACGGCAAUGUAAUAUGCAUAUUCGUUCACCUCUGGGAUGAGGUGCUUUCCAAUCAUCAUUUGCGCAAGCUCUAAGUACAGUAUCGUGGAUGUCAAACCAUGUAUCAUCUAAUAUAUUUCUCUUCCUUCAUUACUAUACUCACGAAUUUUUGUUAUAUAUUUGUUUCUCCAUUCUAUAAAAUGACUACUUUACAUUAUGUUUUGCUUGUUAUUUAUAAAUAUCCUGAAAUAAUGAUUAUUCGUCUAAUUGUUAAAUCUUGCUUUGAAAUUUAGUAAAGUGUAGUCUGAGAAGUAUCUGUCAAAACCAUUAUUUCCUGCAUCUCUUCUGGACAUUCAUGGACUACAAAAUCGGUUAAAAACACUUUUUAAGCAUCUGUUGAUAAAUGUUGCCGUCUCUUUGUACUAGUAGGCGUUGACCGAAUCUGCGAAUCGAUUUGUUCAUCGUUAAUCCUGAAGCCACGGUUGCCACAUAUGUUAUUGUUCACAAAAAAUUUCAGAGUAAUUUGACCUUCAAUACACCACCCACUUGCACAGCGCUCAUAAUUAACUACAGACUAUAUUCGAAAACCCUGCGAAAAGUACCUACCUAAUAAUAAUAAAAAAAAUAUUUCGGAUUAUGUAUAAUACCCUAUUUACAUUCAUUAUUCUCAUUCCGCAUCCAGCAAUAAUUUGAGGGCACAUUUACUGGAAAGUGCCUUCUACUUUGUAAACGACUUCUAUUCUAAUAAUAUUUAAUUCCGGGCAUGCUACAUACUGGUUUAAUUUUUAUAUAUACGACUUAUAUACUAAUUAUUACCUAUCACUUUUACCUAUAAUUUUGUUAUUCAUUGUGGUUUUCUUCUGUAUAUUGAAAUUUAAUUUUAUUUGUUUUAUAUUUAUUUAGGUAUUUUUAUGUUUGUUUUUUAGUUUAUACAAGCUUCUGUCUGCAAAUUGUAACAACUUUUUGAUAAUAACGCAUUUCUCUCUCUCUCUUUCUAUUUUCUCCGUAUUAUUCUAUUUAGUAACCUGUUCUAUUUGGGAAUUAUUGUAUUGUUGUUGUUUAUGUAUACUUUUAUAUGAUUCACUGAUUCUAAAAAUCAAAUAUUGUAAUGCAGACCUGGAAAAGUUGUUUACUAUUCAGUUCGCAUUGGGGCGUCUCUUAUCUCUUUUUGUAAUGCAAAGAUUUCUGCAAUUUAAUGCCAGGCAUUACAGUACCAAAAGUUAGACAUUUUUUAUCUACUUCGGUAUAUUAUAUAAUACUGCGAGAAUAGCACAGCGUAAUUUUUGUUAUGAUGAUUUCAAAUAAUUAAGCUAUCUAGCUAAGGUAGCGUUUUCCCAAAAAAAUGAGCUUUUAAGAUAAAUUAUUCAAUACUUAUGGCACAAAUAAUAUGGAUUUGGAGCAAAAUCAUGAAUUUCGUCAAUUAUCGGUUGUUAUGAGAAUAAAAAUAGAAAAAUAUCUGGAUUAGAAAUGUAUUAUAUAAUUCAUUAUCAUAUUAACAUUAUAAAAGAAUAAAACUGCUUUCUAUUAGCAAUAUACUUCAGAAUAUUUCUUCAAUUUUGUCAAGAUCACUAAUAUAUUUCUGUUUUUAACGUUAUGCAGCUACUUAGACAUUCAAUUUUGCCACUGAAUUAUUCUUUCGUGUUAAAAAACAAAAGUGAAAAAAGCAAGAGUUAUCAUACAUUGAAGAAUAGAAGUAGCUAAGGCACUGACACGGAUUGUUUAUUGUCAUGUUAUACGGAUUGUCGAAAUUAGUAUUAUAUUAUGUUAUUGGGUUUUGGUUCCACAUUGUUUUCAGUAUUGUCAUUUUCAUUCACUCGUCAGGUAGGCAUUUUCAGACAAAUAUUUUCAUAUGUUAUCAUAAUUGUUGAAAGCUUUGGAAUAUAACAGUAUUUGUAGAUUUUUCAACAAUUUUAUUAUUAAAACUCAAAAUCAUAAAUACAUAACUCUUUAUAAACAAUAUAAAUUUGUAUCAAUUGUUAUGUGUAGGUUUUGUUACUGUUUUCACGGGGCAAAUUAUGGAUUUACCAAUUGAAUGAUAUUCAUUAACAUUUUCAGUUGUAGACGUGAAUUGGAUUUGAAAUUUUGUCAUGAAAAUAUUUUUUUCGCAAUAUAAUUAUAAACAAUGUUUUCUACAAAUCCAUAAAUGAAAAUUGUUAAUUGGAUUGAAAAAAACAUAUGGCAUGAUAUUUUAAUGAUAAUGCCUACAUUGCUAUUAGUGACAUUUCAGAAACUUGUGAUAUUUUCAUUUAACCUUUGUUCUUAUUAAUAGUAUGUUAUUCAUUCCUUUCAAAACUUGGGAUUGUUGGAAAAGUAUAAACUCUUAAAUAGGUUAAAAAAUUGAGCUCUAGGCGAGUCAGUGUCGAAAUAGAAUAUAAUGAUCAAAAUUUUUAACUCAUUUUAAAUUAUCAAAACAUUGGAAAACUUUUCUUUCACUUGUCUAUGAAAACUGUGGGUCAUUAGGUCAUAGCAUUAGACAUUGCAAUACUCAUAUCACUAUUAUAAUGUUAGACCAAUCUACUUGUCUCAAUCAUUCAUAUGAUGUAUUUUUAUAGCAUAAUAAUAUAGGGUUGUUAAAAUUGGAAUAAAAUCAUUCCUCAAUUAAAAGAAAGUACACCCCACAACAAUAUUUACGCAUUAUAUCGCAUUAUAUCGUUAUUUCAAUUUUGAAACAAUUACAAUGAAUUUAAGCAAAAAAACACUAUAUCAAGAUGAAAUUCAAUUUUAACCAGUAUUCUAAAAAAUGCAGAGAUUUAACAGAAAUGUUCCAAAAAUAGUUUAAAAUAGCACAUAUUUCUAUUUUCUCUUUUAAUAUCAAUUAAAAAGAAAUUUUCGAAGAGCCUAUUAUUAGACUCAUAUAUAUUGUGAGGCGAAUCUAAUAUAUCUAUUAUUAGACUCAUGUAUAUUGUGAGGCGAAUCUAAUAGAUCUCGUAAGUAGCUGUUAAUUACAUCCCAAAUAAGCUUUUUUGGAUUGAGGUCGGAGCUGUUAGCUUACCAUACCAUUGCUUGGCAAAUUGUCUCCUACAAAGGCAGCUAAUGCUACGACGUUAACAAUGCACCUUUGAAUAUUAAAAGGAUUUCUUUAAAUGAUUACUUUGUCGGUGUGGCCCAUCCAUAUUAGUGCUACCCACUACAUUUAUUCAUCUACCAACAUACCGUUUGUUCACACUUCUAUAUAAUUGGACACAUGGAUAAUUACCAAAAAAUCACAAUCUAGACUCAUUUGAGAACAUUAUAUUCGACCACUGAUAGUCUUCCUAGUAUAAAUGUCCGAUAUCAAGCUGUAGUAAGGCUCUUUACUUUUUUUUGGUUAACGGAGAUCCAGUUGCAGGCACUUUGGGCUUCAAACCGAACCCUUUAAGUCAUCUUCUCAUAGUAUCAUUGCUUAUUUCUUGUUGAUCCACCUCAGAAAUGGUGGCAAAACCUAGUGAAUAUAAAAAACCUUUGUCUCAGUUUCAUAUUCAUAACCUGGCCUUUGAUUUCUUCAAAUCUCCUGGAAUCUCUUUAGUUACCUAGACAUCGACGAUAGUAUGUCAUCGGAUCAUUGAAUUUGUACUAGUGAAAAGCUUCCAAUCGAUAGAAUAGUUACAGCACACUAUUCAGGGGAACAUAAAAAUUUUGUCGAUCGUUAGGAUUCAUUUUGGAGUUAGUUCAUAUACCCGAAUAAAAUUAUUUUAAAAUAAAUCGUUUCUUGCAUUUUUAAAAAAUUUGUAAUUUGGGAGAAUCGCAUUUCAGGGAGGAUGAGGGAGUGCACAAAAUAUGUAUGAAUGCUUCUAAAUGCCCUUGAUUUUAGAUCUCUUCUGUAUUAAAAUUAGACUAACUCUAAUAUAUUUUCCAUGCUUUCGAAUACUUAUGUAUUCAUCGUCUAGGACUAAAACGUGAAGUUUUGUGUCAAUUUUAUCAAUACUACCAAAUAUGCUAGAAUUCAGUCAAAAUUUAGAAACUAUCCUACCAUAAGCUUAACCAAGUUGAAGAAUUAAAUUUGUGGCAUAUCGAAGAUGUUCACAACUUCGGUGGUAAUGGCCAGGAGGCUAGAGAGUCUUUCAUUUAUAGUAGUAUCAUAAUGUCAGAACUACUACAUUUAAUUAGUAAAGUCAUCUAGGUUUAAUUGAAUCAUUUUUUAACUGAUUAUAUAAUGUUUUCAUAUAUUUGUCACAAAUUUAUGAUAUCAUCCUAACAAGGUACAUUUCUCCAUCUAUAACAUAUAUUAUUUCGUUUCAAUAUCCACAGAUUGUAUUUUGUUUGAAAGGAUCUAGUAUAUUUAGACUAAUACUCACGUAGAUAGUUAUUUACACAGAAAAUAACAUUACACCGCCACAUCGAUGACUAUUGUAUUCUCCAUUAGAGCUUCUUUAUUGAAGACCAUUGAUAGUACGCCCUCUAGUUCCAAAGUACUGAUGAACUCUAAUAUUUGACUGACUUCAAGGACAUCUUCUAAUAAUAAAUAAAGCAUUUUUUGUACAUACUUCUAAUUGCAAGGUAUUCUGUGACUAGGUGAUCCAGAGUUUCUUCCUCUUGCCACAGAUAUUUCUUAGAUCGCACAGCAUUCAAGUCUUAGUCCUGGAUGUAUCAUCUAGAGUAAAUUUAUUCCAAAUUUUCCAUUCUCUUGGAACUUUUUUUUUGGAACCAUAGAAAAACUUAGUCUUCACGCAAAUUUACGAGUAAAUAUCUCCGCCAACGUCCACAAAAGUUUAUUUGAGGUUGGUUACACGGUUAUAUAAGCUUCACCUGUAUGUUGGAUUGUGAGCUUGUUUGUUUAUUUCUCUCUUUUGUGGAUUAUGGAGCAGGCUUGGUCGUUAACCUACGGAUUUGCCGGACGUAGGUUCAAAACCCUCAAUAUAGUUUAAAAACCAAAAAAAAGACACGCUUAUAAAGCACAUAAAACUAAAAAGUUGAAAAUAUUUUUUUAAAUAAGCUUAAAACAAUAUUUCACAUGAUUAAUGCGGCUAUUAAAUGAGUUAAAAGUUUAUAUGGUCUAUAGUAGUUUUGUUCAUAUUCAUUAGGGGCCGUUCAUAAAAUACGUCAAGCUAAAAUCAGUUUUUUCUGACCCCCUCCCCUCAUUUUUACGCUAUGUCACGCUUUCUGUGACCCCCCCUAUAAAUAUCGUCACAAACUAACUAACCCCCCCUUUAGAUGGUAAAUUUCAAUUGAUAGUACACAAAUUUUGAAAAUUUAAAUAUUUAUUUAGUUUUUAUAAUAAAAUAUGAAAAAUAUCUUUCAUAACAAAUAAAUAAAUAAUAUUUUUAUUAAUCAGAAGUCCAAGGAUUCUGUAAAUGCGCUGAAAUAUCUAUAAUCGUUAUUGCAGCAUCUUCUUCUUCUUCAUUUAUUUCAAAACUGCGAUGCGAGUUGGUUGUAUGCGUCGAACUACUUCAUCUUUUCUUUUUCGUUUUGGAUGUGAAUUUUCUAAAUGCUGUUGUAGAGUUUUAUUAGAUGUGUGAUAUAGACUACAUUCUUUGCAUGUUCUGCUUGCUAAUUUAUCAUGAAUUGACGGACAAAACCAAUCGUAAGGAAUUUGUUGAAAAUCUUCAGCAUCAGGCUGAAGUUUCACUGCAAGACAAGCAAAUAAAUUAAGAUAUUUUCCAUCUUCAGGAUUCACUUGCGAUACCUUUAAUCCGUUUUGAGUUUGUUGUAAUUUAAUUGGUGGAGGCAAAAAUCCGUUUGGAAGUAAAUUUCUCAAACUACUUCUAGCUUGGCCACAGCAGUCUUUGUCUGAGCAUUUCAAAAUUUGUAAUAAGUAUUGUGAUUCACGAACAUGUUUACAGUACCAAUCAUUAAUUAAUAUUUGUGCAUCAUCACUCUCAUCUUCUUUUGGUGCAAUAUACUCUGCAUCUACAUCAUAACCAUCGACUUUUAAUGACUUCCAAACACUAGCUAAAGUUGUCCCUGCAUGUUCAAAGUUUUUUUUUUCUCCAAAUCUUUAUCUACAGUUUUACCGUAAAAAUCUAAAUGCGACCCAUAAUGCUCGUAAGGCAAAAUCAAGCCAGCAAGCUCAUGACUUAAUGGAGCCAUUCUCCUUUCCACACGAUUGAAAGCACUCCUGUCUGAUGCAUUUGUAACAACAAAUAAAGCAUCUUAAUUAAAAUCACGAAAAUGCUGGAUAGCAUAGAAUAUUACUUUUUCAUAGCGAGGAUUUUCGUCAGGACCCCCAUCAGCAGAAAUGAUCACUACAGGUUUUGGCGAUCCAAUGUUGUUGUAGGCCAAACUUUUAAAUGACUCCAGUUCAAAAAUUUUUUUGAAAUCAUCAGCAUGUGUCUUGGCUGUCGAACUAGAAUGUUUGCCACUUUGAAUAGCUAUAAAUGUUGGUCCUGAAUAAGUUACUUUUGAAGGAUUUCCAAAACCAUUCGGUUCAAUAACAAUACCCGCGUAUACAGAUGGUAUCAAUUUAUGUCCAACAGCCACUACCCAGUCAUGGUCUGGAAGAGAAACCCUAUAUUGCAUAUGCAUCAAUAAUGCUGCUUGUUUUGCAGCUGCUGUAAGUCCAAUCGGAAUUCGGGCUUUAUCAUAAAUAUCUAAUUGAAGCUGUGGCAAACUCGGUGUCAAUAUGUUUUUUCUUCAAGUCAUUUAGAGCACGAAUUAAUUUCACUGGAACCGUAGAGACAUGUCUCUUUCCUUCACGAGAAAUUGAAUUUCGUGGUAAAAGUCGUAAGUAGGUAGCACUUCUACUCAGUUGAAAACCCAAAGUUUUCAAUUGGUCGUGUAACUGAUCUAAAUGUUUACAACUUCUUACUGUCUCAGUUCUACAUCUUUCGUUAGCAGAGCUACCAAAGAUGGCAAUUUUCAUGAUCGUUUGCAAUAAAGCUGGUUGAUCCUCUUCUAAGCUCGACCGACCUGGAUUGCUUCUUAUUUUUAAUUUUUCUGCUACAUCCGGAUGUUCAAGACAAACAUCCUCAAGCUUCCUUUUUUUUUAUUGCACGGGAUUUCGAUGAUCUUUGUUGAGCUAAUUAUUUACGCUUAAGAGAUUUUUUCAGUUUCUAUUUUGUCUUUUAGUUUCAGUUUUUAGUGUCUUUUAGCGUCCGAAUUAGUUCACCACUAAAUGACGAAUGAAGAAAUUAUAUAAUAAUAAAACCGUGAGAAACAGUAUUUUCAUUUGUUACUACGAUGAGAGCGCAAUGUGCGUGGAAACGUUACUCUUACAAGUAUCGGAAAAACAAAGAAACCAAUUGUGACCGAUCGCAAUGCCGCUAGAGCAAGUCAAAAGGCUAAACCCGCGCCACAGAGCCAGCGCUCAUGUCGAAAAAUAAACAAAAAUAAA
Messenger RNA from Diorhabda carinulata, 11011 nucleotides. RefSeq lists its product as uncharacterized. The transcript is spliced from 13 exons. NCBI's taxonomy places the organism in Eukaryota, Metazoa, Arthropoda, Insecta, Coleoptera, Chrysomelidae. Gene Ontology annotation, molecular function: RNA binding; pseudouridine synthase activity. Bases 491 to 2224 code for a protein of 577 amino acids. Gene Ontology annotation, biological process: pseudouridine synthesis. The record is from RefSeq and is a predicted model, not a curated record.